AUGAACCAUCAAGACCCGAACCAUCUCCCUCGGGAUCCCAAUGGAGUUGCAAACUCCAACCAGCAAUCUAGCCAGAUGGCCCCGCAGAUGGCCUCAGACCAAUAUAUGCAAAGCUUUGCAUCAAGACGGCCAGCAGCUGGUGGGUUGCCACAGUUCACCCUGCCCGACCGGACUGCGGUUGAGGCGACACCGAGAAUCCCUAUCCUCAAUGGCUUGGACGGUUUAAGUCCACCUGGCAGUCAGUACUCGAGCCAGAACAGUACCAGCUCUCACUCACUGAGUUCUCAAGGCGGAGUCAGUGGCCCAUACGGACAGUCAUCGUCGGCCUGGUCAAUGGCAAACCAGGCAUCUCCUUCAUACACCUAUACUCAUACUCCAUCGGCGGUAUUGACCCCUGGUGCUUCCCGCGGCGGCAUCUUGUCACAACCUCCUUCUUAUACACAACCCGCCGUUACGCAACCGCCUACACCUACAACGAUGGCACUUCCUCCCCUUCACGGACAGUGGCCUUUGCCUGGCCACUUCUCCCAACAGCAACAACAACAAAGAUCACCACAUCAGUCCAUAGGCGGAAGCCAGCUCCCGUCUCCAGGCGCCCAUCUAAGCCAGCAGCUGCCCUCUCCGGGCUCCCAUCUAUCGUUUUCAGCCGCCGGACAUUCCAUGUCCACUCUCAGCCACAGUCCGUUUUCAAACUACGGAUCCCGCGGCCAUCCGCAAAGCGGCUAUCAGUAUCCGAACGCAGUGUUAUCGAACAUGACGAAUCCUGGAGGCCAAAUGACAGUGUGUGGUGGCGUUGGAGCAUAUCACCCAGGAGCACCAUACACGCUGGGUAGUCACCAUGCUGCCAUGUACCCCCAUCCACACCAAGCAAACAACCAGACGGAUCGUCCUUACAAGUGUGAGACUUGCUCGCAGUCUUUUAAUAGGAAUCAUGACCUGAAGCGACACAAGCGAAUUCACCUUGCAGUCAAGCCGUUUCCUUGCAACUUCUGUGACAAAAGCUUCUCUCGCAAGGACGCCCUCAAGAGACAUAGACUUGUGAAGAAUUGCGAGGGCAAGGCACAAGAAAACAACAGCUCAUCACCACAGUCAGAGAUUCCGCAGUCAGAGCUCAAAACUGAAGAGAACGAGUACGAUUUCAACAGCGGCUCCCAGCCACCACAACCUCCACAUUACGCAUCGGAUGUGGCGUGA
Pestalotiopsis fici W106-1 is the source of this 1194-nucleotide messenger RNA. RefSeq lists its product as uncharacterized. Gene Ontology annotation, cellular component: nucleus. Bases 1 to 1194 code for a protein of 397 amino acids. The record is from RefSeq and is a predicted model, not a curated record. NCBI's taxonomy places the organism in Eukaryota, Fungi, Ascomycota, Sordariomycetes, Amphisphaeriales, Sporocadaceae. The transcript has 3 exons.